UUGACGGCCGGAAAUUCCUCAGUGACGAAGAAUCUAAAUACCCGUUUCCCAUAAAUGACAAACCCGAGCUUAUUAGGAGUCGAAUGACACAUUAUCUGACCAAGAGCGUUUGGAAAGGAAAUUUUUCUGCUCCCGGGAUGGACGAGCGAUUAAAAAAGGGCGCAAAAGUGUUGGACGUUUGUUGCGGACUGGGAUUUUGGACAAUGGACUUGGCCAACGCCUAUCCAAACUCGACAUUUGUAGGCAUUGAUCUUGCCCCGAUGUUUCCGAACGAAGAUGUGCGCCCACCGAAUGCCGGAUUCCUUGAAUGCAAUAUACUUGACGGCAUACCCUUUCCGGAUGAUACAUUUGACUUCGUGUAUCAAAGGUUCGUGUGGUCUGCCUUCAACGAAUUCCAAUGGCGAAAAAUCAUACAGGAAUUGGUUAGAGUGACAAAGAAAGGUGGGGUACUUGAGUUAAUGGAAUUUGACUGGGGAUUCAAGAACCCAGGGCCUAAGACGCAAAA
This is a messenger RNA of Acaulospora morrowiae, 505 nucleotides long. The record is from the annotation of a GenBank genome assembly. NCBI's taxonomy places the organism in Eukaryota, Fungi, Glomeromycota, Glomeromycetes, Diversisporales, Acaulosporaceae.